ACUCACUCAACAGACCAGAUCAUCAGCAGUUACUUUUGCCGUUUUGGAUGCAAGCGUCUGCAGCCGAAGAGGACUGUUUGGGUUACUGCCGUGUGCAAGUGAAUUGUGCUUGCAUGAACUUUGGCCUGAGCCAGUUUAGCCAAUCGAACAAUUUACUUCGUUGGGUUCCUUUCUCAGAGUUUCAUUGCCGAGUAGUGGGAAGCUGUAUUGGUAGCUCAAAGAGCGUUUCAAUCGCCUGCUUGCAACUAUGCGAGUUUUUGCGUGAGCCCUGACUCCGACGAGCGCAGCUGUUGUUUGGCAGCCUUUGCCCGCUGUUGGAUUUAUAAUCUGUUCGUGUCCUGUUGGCGGCGAGGAGUUUUAUUCGGAGGCCCUACUGGUACCGCCGCAGCCAUGGGAAAGGCGUUGUCGAAGAUCUUCGGCAACAAAGAAAUGCGCAUUUUGAUGCUUGGUCUCGAUGCUGCUGGAAAGACUACUGUUCUUUACAAACUAAAACUUGGUCAGUCUGUAACGACAAUCCCGACAGUCGGAUUCAACGUUGAAACGGUUACGUACAAAAACAUCAAAUUCAAUGUUUGGGAUGUCGGCGGACAAGACAAAAUCCGACCCCUGUGGAGACAUUACUACACAGGCACGCAAGGUCUGAUAUUCGUCGUUGACUGCGCGGAUCGUGAUCGUAUUGAUGAGGCGAAGCAGGAACUUCACCGGAUCAUCAACGACAGAGAAAUGCGCGACGCAACAAUUCUUAUAUUCGCUAACAAGCAAGAUAUCCCCGAUGCCAUGAAGCCACACGAAGUGCAAGAAAAGCUAGGCCUUACAAAACUCCGUGACCGGACGUGGUACGUUCAACCGUCAUGUGCAACGACGGGAGAUGGUCUAUAUGAAGGGUUAACCUGGUUGUCUGCAAACCAGAAAGCUAAGUGAGGAUUUUUUAUUGUACGGUUCGUAGUAGUAGCCACAACGAAAAACGAACCAGCAAGCCCUACCUCUCAUUUCCGCCAUCAUGGACCCACCACAUCCAUCUCACCCGCCACACGCCCUGGCAUGCACACACACACAACCUCAUGAUAACUGCCUUUUACAACGUGGUACACAAUGCUCCAGCGCUACUAUUCCCCCGCAGCACGGUGUACUGUACGUUGUUCUUGGCGUCUUUCUCCUCUUAUCUCUCUCUAUCUUUCCAGUUUACCCACGGUGCAUCAAACCUUGCUAUCUGCUUAUACAAUUUGCCUGCUUUUCCACGACCAGCACCUACCAAACUUUACCAGUUGAUAUGUGCCAGAUUUUUGGCUCUGUCCACCUGUACAGUUUUGUUUACCCCUCAUUCACUGUGAACAUUGCUUUAUUGAUAUGCCAAGCAAUACGCUACCCUCAAAGAAUAGUAAAUGUGUCAUACAAGCGAGUGUCUUAAUUUGAAACAACGAGCCCAAAUAUGUACCAACUGUGGUUUCCGUAGGCCAAUUCGUCUCUUUCUUCUGUGUUUUGUUUUCCAAUUCUCACAAGUCAUGUUUUAUAUUUAUGCUUUGCGAGGAUCAAUCCUGUGUGCGUACAAGUGCGCCCGCUGAUUUCCCAAAGCAUUCCUCUUCCAUUCGUAUUUAAUCAAAUAAAUUUGCAGUGGAAGAUUAGGAUUUCUGGUUUUUGGUUCUUUGAAAUGUUGCUGAUUUUUUUGUAUCUCUGGAUGUGUAUUUUAUCGUUAGAGUUUCUAUCUGUCAUUGAAUUGCAGACCACAAUAGCUACCGUGCUUGAACAAUACUGUUUUUUGUUUUUGUUUGGUCUUUUGGAGGGACAGGAACAAUGUGUAUAAAUAUUGUCCACUUA
Messenger RNA from Sycon ciliatum, 1815 nucleotides. Its product is annotated as ADP-ribosylation factor 6-like. Lineage: Eukaryota; Metazoa; Porifera; Calcarea; Leucosolenida; Sycettidae. Gene Ontology annotation, biological process: vesicle-mediated transport; intracellular protein transport. Gene Ontology annotation, molecular function: GTP binding; GTPase activity. The coding region runs from base 391 to 921 and encodes 176 amino acids. Gene Ontology annotation, cellular component: cytoplasm. The record is from RefSeq and is a predicted model, not a curated record. The transcript is spliced from 5 exons.